GUCUCGCAGCUUGGCCAUCGUUAAUCGGCUGACUGCUGCUCAAGCGAGUGACCUGCGUAUGAAAGAGUUUGUUACAAACGACGUGGCUGAGCAAGCUACAGUUGAGAAUUCACCGAGCUUGGCAGCUGUGGCUGCACAAAACGUACAGGCUCUGCAGCAGAUUCCGUCCAGGGCAUUGCCUGUGCAGACGGCGGUUUGGCUGAGAGACAAAGGGAGAGCAGUUUUAAGCGAUGAAGAUAGGGCCGCGGGUGCGGCGUGCGGUGCGGCUAGGGCAUCUGCGCUGCGUUACAGGCUUGCUGCGCGGGAGAGCUAG
Molecule: messenger RNA, 313 nt
Organism: Symbiodinium necroappetens
Lineage: Eukaryota; Dinophyceae; Suessiales; Symbiodiniaceae
Source: the annotation of a GenBank genome assembly